GUACUUGUCGAUUUACGCAGAUUCUUCUUCUCUUUCGGCGGUACACUUUUGGCAUUAAGAGAAAUAAAUGAAUUAACAUUAUGAAUAAACGACAAUUAAAAAAGAAAAAAAGAAAAGAAGAAAACGCGACGCAGGUGGAAACGGGCACUCUGUGUCUGGCUUCGAGGACGUGAAAGUCGCACAGGUAGAUUCGCUUCGCUGAAGAAGCUGCAGACGAGGAAGAAGGUAGCGGACGAAAGAGAGAAAGAGGAAUGAGCGAAUGUUAAAAACGCGCGAGGUCGCGAGUCGGGAUGAAGUUCGGGAAGAGCGGUGUCCCGAAAGGAUCGAAAGGUAGGUCGAGGUAAAGCCGGUCCAUCAAAUUGGAAAAGAAAGAGAAAGAAGAAGGAACGAGUUGAAGAAGGCGAGUCAGAUGAAAGAAAGAAGGAACAGGAUGGAGAGAGAAAUUUUAAGGAAGAGAGGGGAGAACAGGAGUCGAGUGGACGGUAGAGCCGAGCAUGGUGGAAACGAGAAACGAAGACGUGACGUAUAUACUUUAGAAGAGUGUAGUAUAGUGCACCAUGGUGUAGUAUGGCAUAGUUAAAGUGGGAGAAACCGUGUAUGACCGUCCUCACGGUAAGCCAGUCCCGUGUGAACGACCGUGAAGCGAACCUCGAAUGAAACUCGAACGAAAUACGAUCAAACCUUGAGGGUUUUCGUUCGAUCGGCUCCAGGUUCCACUUUCUUUUAACAAGGGUCGACCGAACGAAUUGCUCGACCGGUAAAACAAAUCGUCGGCCGGAUCUAUGAUAAAAGAUACGUUAGAAAUUAGUAGUCCAGUGAUUAGAAAGUCAGAUAAUACUGUCAGCAAGUGUAAAUUCUGUGCAUAAGGUCUGUUCAAACGGAUUUGUGUGAUCGAAGGUCGAUUGUGCAUGAGGGAUCAGUGGCGGUUCUCGUGAUACUAGGUGAAGUGAUCGACGGAGGCUGCGUAAGAAUCAUGUAAGAAAAAAAGAAAAAAAUAGCAAAGCAAAGGUAGGACACGGUAUAAAAGAGAAAAAUGUUCAUUAUGAAAAAUAUAAAAAAUAAUCGUAUGCCGUUUAAAGUGGCGUAAAACUGGUAUCCCGAUUUCGAGGUCGUUGAGCGUUUCUAAAAUCCAAUUUCAAGUGAAACUUUCUGUCUAAUAAGGACACGCCGGUAUAUCUUCGUGCGACAUCAGCCCGCAUCGCGAGUCAUGGUGAAAUAUUAACGCGAUAUAAGCGGAAAGUAACGAGAAAUCUGGAUAGAAGACGACGUCGAUGUGCAAAAAGUAGUGAAAAUAAGGUGACGGUCCGAAGACAUACUACGUUGGCCGAAAAGCUGACGCGUACACCGGACCUAUCGGCGGCCAAGUAGGUCAACCGGCGUGCGCGAGAGUGCGAGACCGAAUAAAAGAGAAGAAAAAAGUCAUCGGGGGAAGGAUAAGACGAGGAAAGGAAAGAAUGGUGAGACGGGGGCAUUAAAGUUUCCACGAUGCCCGACGUUUUUACUCGGCAUAGCCUUGGAAACCAAAAUGGCGGCGAUCGGUUGGUACCGUGGCACGUUUCGCGACGAUAAAGACUGGUCCAGCCACCAACACUCUUGAAGAGGUCCUUCAAAGUGUCCUUGACAUUAAACCUGACCUUGAUCAGGACAAGCAACCGCGGCACAUUUCCACCGCAAACACGCCAAAGGAAUCAGGAUGGUAGGGCACGUGGGAUCCAAGAUCCUAGCGAUCUUGUCCAUCCAAAUAUUAUUAGGUGUCUCGGCUAUCCGGAACGAUCCAACGUCGUCUCGUUCCUCCCAAGACGACAUAAUUCUCAGUGCCAGUGCCUACACGGGACCAGAAAGAACCUCAAGUGUAUUCCAUCGUGAUGGAUCGCCGACUUUCCAAAGAACUGUUCCAGCGUUUCAACUGGAAAGCUCAAAGAGCGUCGAUAACUACGAUAAAGACGAUAUAAGAUUCGAGGUCAGAAAUACUAGGCACGAGGAAUCCAUCGAUGAACUGACUUCUUCAAAACACGUGGACCAUAUCGAUGGAAACAACAUCGAAGUUAGACCCGGUGAAUAUUACCACAUAUCUCCAACGACCAGUGAAUCCAUGUCGGGGGAAGGACUAGGGGCUCCGCAGGAAUCAAAACUCUUGUCGGAGCCCCAUCAACUGACCGGAGUGUCAAACCAACAGGCACAGUACUUACAGGCAAUAGAUCAACAAAGACGAGCUCGCCAAGAGAUUCCGAGGAUUUAUAGCGAUCACGCUCCACCACCUAUUCUGCAGACUGCCUCUCCUGGUUAUCGGCAAGCAAAUCCUGAUAUACAGGACAUUAUCACGGGUAUUGUCAAAUUGUUGAAUGGGAACGUGAACGUUGCUGCCAACACGGUGAGACCUUUGAGGCCGAUUCAGGCUACCAGAAUUAAUAACAGAGGACCACCGAGAAUAUCCGAUGUUCCACCAUUACCACCUGAUUUUGACACACCUGGAAUGAACCCACCCCCGCCGCCUGAUCAUCCUUAUCCUUUCGAAAAACCACCAGCGCCUGACAGACCACUGAUUAAUCAACUACCACCUGAACGUCCAAUUAGACCUUUCGUAAAUGGAGUUCCAUUACCAGAACAGAUUGUUCCCCAAGGAAAUCGCCCAUGGACCUGGAAUCGUCCUGGUGGAAAUAGACGACCAAUUCCUCCCUACAAACCGCUACCACCAUCGACGAAUUCCACUUUGAAUCGGGAGAAGGAACAAGACGACAAGACCUCGGAUAAGCCGCAUAUGGACCUGAAACCUGAACUUUCAUCGCUGGAAGAAUCCUCCACGAAACAGACAGAAACAGAUCAGACCGAAGCUUCUACGAACGCUUUGGAGCAUAUAACAAAGGGUCAAGAAGAGAACAGUAAACAAAAAGUUAAAACGGAAUCGAAGACCACGGAAAGACCAAUCUCUAAGAACACGACGAGAAAUGCCGAACCUGAACACUCAGCCAAAAAAGAAACUAAAUAUCAAGUUCCAUCUAAAGCAAAUACGACAUCUACGAUUCAGUCUAGUGACAAAACAAGUUUCACGAAGCACGUAGAUUCUCCAAAACCCGUGAUACCACUGGAUGUUCCAAUUAAACCUACGAAGGUUUCGAAGAUCAACGACUCUCAAGGAUCUAGUUCAAAUACGAACAACGAGAAGCCUAACAAUAAAGCGAAUAUUUCCAAAACAUCGACGAAAUCUUAUUCUACGUCAACGUUAAAUAUCGAAACGAUCUCGUCGGUUCAGGUAAUCGAACCAACACCCACGAAGCCGGUCGUUCAAUCGACUCCAGUUCCCACGAAUAAUGAUUCGAGUAAUACCGCAAGUGUAUCGAGUACAGUGGCUUUGGAACCGAGCAAGAUGUCUGUAUCAGAAAGCACAAUCGCUUCGAGCGUUCCAACUCCGACUGAGAAUUUACCUUCGUCUUUCACGAAGACCCCGACGGCCAUUGAGAAAAGUGUAGUUCAUUCGGCCUCGAAUACCUUCUCGAAGAGUUCAGCCCCUACGGAUCGCUACGCUUACAGACCCAGACCAGGGAUCGUCCUCGACGAUACCUUGGAUUACACAGGAACUCAAGGGCUGGCUACUCAACGACCUUACGCACCACCAAGACAUCCACCUCUCGGUGAUAUUUUUGAUGUCACGGUCUCGGCUAUUCAAGGUCCAGGUGGUGGAGGUUCGGGAGAGGGUGUUAGAGUACCAGUAAAUGGAGGAAACGCGGACGUGAUCCUAACUUCCGCGAUAGAGGGCCAAGGAUUCGUUAGCAUCGACGGGAAGAGAACGUACUUAAAUCUAUUUGAAAGUUCUGAUCGAACCUCGACACACGCGCAGACGCAACCUCAGCCCACUAGAACUCAACCACCCCCCAUUGUUGGCACAGGAUUCGCAGUUGCACAGCCGGAUCCACCGACAGCAACUCCACGACCCAGCGCACCUAUUCGAAGACCGACGUUUCAUAGAAGACCAACUCAGCCUCCGGUUAGAAUUGACACUUGUAUCGUAGGUGACACGAGCACUUGUGACAUCAGUCAGCACGAGGCCUGUGCCACUGUUCAAGGAGUAUCCGCGUGCCACUGUAAGCCAGGAUAUGCGAGGUUGCAGCAUUCUUUACCAUGCAAAAAAAUUAUAAGUAUCGUGGUAUCGAUCAGAGUGGAUAAGAUUUACGAUAGAAAAGUGGUGUGGGACCGAGGAUUUACCGAUAGAGAUUCCGAGCCCUAUCAAACAUUGGCCUACGAAGCAAAUCGAGCUAUCGAAUCUGCUAUGUCGAUGACGCCAUUUUCGGACGAGUAUAUGGGCUCCUUCAUAAAUGGAGUAUAUCAAGGGGAUGUGAGCCAAGGGCAAGGGGGUGUCUUUGUGAACGCAACCUUGAAACUCACUUAUGAACCAAGAACAAUUAGACCAAGCUUAGCAGGGGAGCUACAGAGACAUCUGCUCGGUGUUAUUCACAGAAGAAGCAAUAAUAUAGGGAACAGCGCCCUUUAUGUCGACAGCCCACCUGGAUCUAUAUCAAAUUUACAAGACUUGGACGAGUGUGCGUCGUCAGAGUUGAACGAUUGUCAUUCUUCGGCGAUUUGUACGAAUAAUUGGGGUGGGUUUACUUGCGCUUGUAACCCUGGAUUGAAAGAUCCUCAUAAGGACGAUCCUAAUGAAUCCGGUAGAACAUGUAUUUCGUGUGCUUCGACUUAUUGCAACAAUCGUGGGUCGUGCUCUUACCAGGGUGACCACAUGCAAUGCACGUGUUCUGGUAAUUACUAUGGUACCCAAUGUGAAGUCGACGGAGAGGUUUUGGGAGUAGCGAUAGGAGCGUCUGUAGCAGCUUUAAUAAUCAUAGUCCUGACUUUAGUAUGUCUGAUCAUGUGGAGUCGAAAGUGGUCGCGUGAACAGAAAUCGGUCGGCUCACCAGUCUACGGUUACAUUCAAGGUGGAAUACCUGGUACUCUACCAGGAACUUUAGCAAGGGUCGGUUCUGUAGGUACUCUUGCUUCCGUGAAACAAGGGCCACCGACCAACUUGCCACCCUACAUGUGGGCACACUUUGGCGACCACAUGGCAACUGCCAAUGUAUACGCUACGGAACCUAUGGGUCCAACUCGACCAAGUUCCGCUGUGUUCGGUUAUCCACCUCUCAAUAUCCAUGGAACAUUGCCACCAGUACCAUUGCCACGACUCCAAGCUCCGACAAGACCACGACAAAGACAUCAGCCAGAUCCAGACAGCUCGGAUUCCGAGCCGCAAGAUAAGGACAGGGCUGAUCUGAUUCCUCAGAAUAGUGGUUUUCAUGUUCCCAGGCCAAAGUCCAGGUCAUCGUUGGCGAAUCAAAGCGGAAUUUACAACGACGUGGAAUACGACCAAGGUGAUGUUCACCAUUUAUCGAAAAACAAUAUCCCGAUGUCUACUUACAGGCCGUACUAUCGAACGUGAAAUCCCGGAAAAAACCUAGUUAUAUGUAUAUUGGUAAGGACGCUUGUACUGUGAGAAACGAGAACAAAGAGAACAGAUUUAUCUAGAUAUUUUAAUCGACGUUCUAAUUUAUACCAAUUGUUUCAAUAAAACGAAAAGAAUAUUAAUCGUUGGGAAACGAGAACAUAAGAGAAUGAAAUCAAUGCACCUACUUACGUUCGUAUCAUUGAUCGCAUCAAUGUAAGUCAAUCCGAGCAACUACUUAACUUCUAUUUACAUGUCUGUUAUUCUAUAAAUAUUUAUUGUACUAGUAUUAUCCUCGAAAUACUUCGUAGAAGUCUAAAAAAAAUAUAUUCAGGCUGUUUUUUAACGACCUAAGAAAAGAAGGGUGUAUAACGAACGAUUAACGUGAAAACGAUUGCCCCUUACUAUUAUGUAGUUAAUACCUGUAUUACGUUUAGUUAUUUAUAUUACACGAUAGAGUGACAACUAUGAACGAAAAUGCGAUGCAAUUUGACACUCAGAAAAUGUUCAAUCUUAUUAAAUUACUAACAAUUUCAUUUCUUUACUGUGCGUCAUACUGCAAUCCCCAUUUUCUAAAAUAAUUAUCACUGUAUUGUCGACAGCAAUAUUGCAUGUAUGUAAUGUCACUUACACAAACUUAAAAAGUUUGCUAACAAUUAAGCAAUCUUAAACGUAGAAAUUGCAUUGUAAACUGUAAGAUUUCCUUACGAAACGAGCUGAAACGUAAGGGCGGUAUACUGAAUAAGUAUAUACAAAUAGGACAGUAUACUCAACAAUGCGUUCAUUGCGUUGCGGGGUGCUAAUACCAUAAUUCAAUAUGUAACUUUUGUAAUUAUAUAUUAUAUAUUUUUGCAAAUUGAAUACAGUAUACAUUUGAAAAUUUGCGCGUCAUUGCCUCUUUUUUUUUUAAUUCUCCGAUGCCUACUGUACAAUUCUUCUUCAACGGUGUAAUACGAUACAUAAUAAACGUAAUAAACGUACGCUGGAAAUACUAUGCGCAUACUGAGCAACAUAUUUGUUACAGAUAAUUUCAAUAAACACCAAAUAUCUCGACAAAGCAUGUUAAACAGAGAGAAUAGAAAACUCGAUUAUGCUGAAAAAAGUUUGUUAAGAAAUGUUCCAUAA
Molecule: messenger RNA, 6553 nt
Organism: Bombus pascuorum
Lineage: Eukaryota; Metazoa; Arthropoda; Insecta; Hymenoptera; Apidae
Gene: pwn
Exons: 15
Coding region: 1694-5425 (1243 amino acids)
Molecular function (GO): calcium ion binding
Source: RefSeq, a predicted model, not a curated record